Galdieria sulphuraria is the source of this 345-nucleotide messenger RNA. RefSeq lists its product as uncharacterized. The record is from RefSeq and is a predicted model, not a curated record. The transcript has a single exon. Bases 105 to 317 code for a protein of 70 amino acids. Lineage: Eukaryota; Rhodophyta; Bangiophyceae; Galdieriales; Galdieriaceae.
CUUUUACAUUCUAAUUAUUCAUCACAAAUUGUUGUUGCGAUUUGAGUUGGUGAAGGGAACAACUUAUAGAGAAAGAGAGAGAGAUAAAGAAAGAGAGAAAAAGAAUGGAUACUCGAAUAGAGGAGAUUGAUUAUUGGACACGCUUAGAAAACUUGUUGAAACAGUAUUUAUCAGAGUCUCAAGUUCGAAGGAUUUUGAGAACACUGGAACGAAAACAUACAUCUUUAGUUGACAGUAUUUCCAUUGACGAAAUGGAGGAGCUCUUAAGAAAGAGCCAAGGAGGAGGGCCAGUUGGAAGUGACAAAAGCAGCAGAUAGCUUCUAAACUUACAAUUCUUGGAGCCUU